AAUAAUGUGACUUUAACGGGAAGCUGUAUCGACGCGCGAGAGCAGCUACUGUCAUACGCUUCCUUAUUCGUCGUGAGGAAAAGCGAGUAUCGGGUGAUGACAAGCUAUGGAACAAAACGGGCACUGAGAAGGGUCUCGUGAUCGUCUUUUGUUUUUAUGAGGGAAGACUUUCAUUAGCGAAAGAAAGCCCGUUGUUCUACGGUAUUGUGUAACGACAGGCUGCUAAAGCUACAGCUAAGCUCUGUGUUGUGGUGUGGGCUAAAGCGGGGGUGGCGGUCUGACUGCGGUCUGACUCCAGAACAACGGGUUUGAUUUACGUUAAAAAAUAAGUUCAAUAUAAACAGCAGAACCGCGAGUUAUGAUGAAAAAUCUACUAACGCGAGUGAAUUUAAGCGUCUUUCGUGCUGACAUGGUUCUGUUAGUCAACUGAAGUGACACCAAACUGUGGAUUUAAGCUACGAGCAGCAGCGAGGAGCAACGAGAACAAGGAAGAAGACGAGCAACCAGAUGCAAUGGAUCUGAAAACUGCUGUGUUCAAUGCGGCCCGAGAUGGCAAGCUCAAGUUGCUUCAGAAGCUAUUAGAAAGCAAAACCGACCACGAGGUUACAAAACUGAUGUCAGAGAAAACAAAUGGAGCAACUCCGCUGUUAAUGGCAGCUCGCUACGGGCACCUUGAUUUGGUGGAGUACCUUCUCGAGUGCUGCUGUGCCCCUGUUGAAGUUGGAGGAUCUGUGAACUUCGACGGUGAGACCAUAGAAGGAGCCCCUCCACUGUGGGCCGCGUCAGCAGCUGGACACCUGAAGGUAGUGCAGUCGCUCUUGGGACACGGCGCUUCUGUAAACAACACAACUCUCACCAAUUCGACCCCUCUGAGAGCUGCUUGCUUCGACGGCCACCUUGACAUCGUCAGGUAUCUGGUGGAACACAAAGCUGACCUAGAAGUGGCCAAUCGGCACGGCCACACGUGCCUCAUGAUUUCCUGUUAUAAGGGCCACAAAGAGAUUGCGCAGUAUCUGCUGGAGAGAGGCGCUGAUGUGAAUAGGAAAAGUGUCAAAGGUAACACUGCCUUACAUGAUUGUGCUGAAUCAGGAAGUUUGGAAAUAAUGAAAAUGCUUCUGAAGUAUGGCGCCACAAUGGAAAAGGAUGGCUACGGAAUGACUCCUUUGCUCUCAGCUAGUGUCACCGGCCACACAAACAUAGUAGACUUCCUCACACAACACCCUCAGACGAACAAAAUGGAACGAAUUAAUGCUUUUGAAUUAUUGGGUGCUACUUUUGUAGAUAAAAAGAGGGAUCUCCUGGGAGCUUUAAAAUACUGGAAGAGAGCCAUGGAGAUGCGAUACAGCGACUGCAGCAACAUCCUCUUUAAAGGAGAACCUAAAGAACUUAUAAUGGCAUACGACUACGCAAAGGAGGCCGGGAGCAUGGAAGAGCUGGACAGUUUGAUCUCAGACCCAGAUGAGAUGCGAAUGCAGGCUCUCCUUAUUAGAGAACGCAUCCUUGGCCCGUCGCAUCCAGACACAUCGUACUACAUCCGAUACAGAGGAGCUGUCUAUGCCGAUUCAGGGAAUUUUGAGCGGUGCAUCAACCUUUGGAAGUAUGCCCUGGACAUGCAACAGAAUAACUUGGACCCACUUAGUCCUAUGACUGCCAGCAGCUUGCUCUCAUUUGCUGAGCUUUUUUCUUUCAUGCUGCAGGACCGUGCCAAAGGUCUCCUAGGGACUUCUGUGUCCUUUGACGACCUCAUGGGCAUCCUUAGCAAAAGUGUCCUGGAGAUCGACCGUGCCAUGAAGCAGCGACAACCUGGACCCGACCCGGCUCAGCUCAGCAAAGCGCUCGCCAUCAUACUUCACCUCAUCUGCUUGCUGGAGAAGGUCCCGUGCACGGUCGAGCAGGACCACUUCAAGAAAGAGACCAUUUACAAGUUCCUAAAGCUUCAGCCAUGUGGGAAAAACGGUUACAGCCCCCUUCACCUGGCCGUGGACAGAAACACGACGUGUGUUGGCCGCUACCCAGUCUGCAAGUUCCCCUCGUUCCAGGUGACCUCCAUUCUUCUGGAAUGUGGCGCUGAUGUAAACUGUCGCGAUGAAGACAAUAACAGUCCUCUGCACGUGGCCGCCUCCAACAACCACCCCGACAUCAUGAAGCUGCUUAUCGCAGGUGGCACGCAUUUCGACAGCACCAAUUCCUUCAGGCAGACUGCAUGUGACCUCUUAGAUGAGAAGGAGAUGGCCAAGAACCUGAUUCAGCCCAUAAAUCACACCACGCUGCAGUGCUUGGCUGCUCGCACAAUCAUCAAGUAUAAUCUGAUGUAUAGAGGAAAUAUUCCAGAGAAGCUUGAAGCUUUUGUGUUGUUGCACAGAUAAUGACUAAGGCACUAUUACUGUUGGUUUUAAAAAAAAAGUGUCUCAGUGCACCAAACCUCUUUUUGAGUUUCCUGUUCUCCAUAUGUACGCUUUGUACAGAAUAAGGAGCCUAUCAAAGACUUUAAGAAUAGAUUAUUUCUGUUCUGUGGGCAUGCCUGAUAUUUUCUCCCACACAAUGCAUUUUUUUUUAAAUAUAUAUAUAUAAUUUUAUUUAAUUUUGCAGUUUUGCCUGAUCCCUCUGCUUUGUAUUCGUCACUAUGCAAAGGUGAUGGGAUUUGUCUGACUUAAUUUCACUUUUAUCUUGCUGGUGUCUGCACAAUACUAUUGUAUUGCUCCUCUUUUCUGAACCCAUAAUUAUGCCCUCUUUUCAUUAUUUUUGUUGAUGUGUCAGGAAUGGAAUGCAACUGAUACUCCGUUCGAGCAUACAGAAGCUUUAUGACGUGGUUGACAUUAUGUGAAAACCGUAAGUGCUUUAUUUCUCCUAUGCACAGCGUAUGAUCUUGCGACUGUUCCAUGUUCCUGGACUGUGCCACUCUUUUCCAACUGCCUGACUACUGUCAUCAUUUUCUCCAGUUUUCUUUAAUUUGAUUGCAAACCCACAGCAAAAAAGUUCAGUAUUUUUUUUUUUUUUUUUUUUUUUAUUCAGUUGUUUGUAUUUUUAUUUUAUUUUACCAUUAUUUUUUUCUGCACUUGUUCAUUUAAGUAAUGUAUUCAGGUUAAGACUGGUGUAUUUCAGUAGUCCUCUGAGGCCAAUUGUUAAUUUAAGGCAAAAACAGCUGGAUCAGUUCUACUAUUUUUUUUUUUUUUUUUUUUUUUUUUUUUU
Molecule: messenger RNA, 3189 nt
Organism: Tachysurus vachellii
Lineage: Eukaryota; Metazoa; Chordata; Actinopteri; Siluriformes; Bagridae
Gene: fem1c
Product: fem-1 homolog c
Exons: 3
Coding region: 513-2366 (617 amino acids)
Molecular function (GO): protein binding
Source: RefSeq, a predicted model, not a curated record